Molecule: messenger RNA, 1557 nt
Organism: Syzygium oleosum
Lineage: Eukaryota; Viridiplantae; Streptophyta; Magnoliopsida; Myrtales; Myrtaceae
Product: cytochrome P450 81Q32-like
Exons: 3
Coding region: 1-1557 (518 amino acids)
Molecular function (GO): oxidoreductase activity, acting on paired donors, with incorporation or reduction of molecular oxygen; iron ion binding; heme binding
Source: RefSeq, a predicted model, not a curated record
AUGGAGGAGUCAAUAAGUUUCCGAGCGUUGCUCUUCUGUUCCUUCGCUUUUCUCCUUCUCUUCAUCUUGAAGUUAGUCGCUCGAAACCAUGCAAGCCCUAAAAGCCGGAAACUCCCACCAACUCCUCCUUCUCUUCCCAUUUUAGGUCAUCUCCACCUACUCAAAGAACCACUUCACCUCACCCUGCACAACCUCUCGGAGAAGUACGGCGCCGUCUUGCUCCUCAAAUUUGGCGUGCGCAACGUCCUCCUGGUCUCCAACCCAUUGGCAGCCGAAGAGUGUUUCACGAAGAACGACAUCAUCUUUGCCAACCGCCCUCGCACCAUCGCUGCGAAACACUUGAACUACAAUUGGACCACCAUGGGGUUUUCGUCUUACGGCAACCACUGGCGCAACCUCCGACGUUUCACCACAAUGGAAAUGUUCUCCUCGGCCCGUGUCGCGAUGUUGUCCCAUGUUAGGCAUGAUGAAGUUAGCAGAUUGGUGAAAGAACUAUUUCAAGAGUCGAAGCAAAGGUGGACGAAGGUGGAAAUGAAAACAAAAUUAAGCUCAUUCACCUUUAAUAUCAUGAUGAGAAUGAUCGCAGGAAAGAGGUACUGCGGGAAAGAUGUCAUCAGCGAAGAAGCCACAGAAUUUCGCCGUAUCAUGUCAGAUUCCCUGGAGCUUCAAGGCAGCGCGAACAUUGGCGACUAUUUGCCAAUCUUCCAAUGGAUAGAUUGUCAGGGUUUGGAGAAGCGGGUGAUCAAAGUGGCGAAGCGAAUGGAUCGAUUUUGCCAGUAUUUGGUUGACGAAGGUAGAGGAAAAAUGAAAGAGUGUACCCAGAAAGACAGGAAGAUGACCACAUUGAUUGAUGUUAUGUUAUCCUUGCAAGAGAAGGAACCGCAUAUCUACACUGACCAAAUAUUAAAGGGUGCCAUAGUGGAAUUGCUUGUUGCCGGCACCGAGACUUCAUCAGCCACCCUUGAAUGGGCAAUGUCUCUUCUCGCGAACAACCCAGAAAAACUUGAAAAAGCUCAAGAUGAGAUUAAAGCUCACGUCCAACCAGACCACCUUAUCACCGAACAAGACCUACCAAACCUUAGUUACCUCCAAAACAUUCUCCAUGAGACAUUGCGGUUGUUUCCACCAACGCCACUUUUAGUACCCCAUCUAUCAUCAAGUGAUUGCAAUGUUCUGGGGUAUCACGUGCCCAAAGGCACCAUGUUACUGGUGAACCUGUGGACUAUUCAGAGAGACCCUAAGCUGUGGGAGGAGCCAACAAUAUUUAUACCAGAGAGAUUUGGAGGUGAUCAAGGAGAAGGUUACAAUGGUACGUUCAAGUUUCUUCCAUUCGGUUCCGGAAGGAGAGCCUGCCCUGGAGCUAAUUUGGGAAGAAGAAUGAUUGAACUGGGAUUGGGGGCAUUGAUCCAGUGCUUUGAGUGGAAGAGGAUUGGGGAAGAGGAGAUCAACAUGGAUGGAGGGACAGGGCUCUCGAUGCCGAAAAAGGAUCCUCUUGAGGUUCUCUGCAGAUCGAGUGAAUCCAUGACUCAUGUGCUCUCCAGAAUGUAUGAGAGUUGA